AUGGAUAUGCCCCUAAUCCUAAACACAUUCAUACUUCUAACCCUAACAACCCUUAUCACCCCCAUUGUAUUCCCACUCCUAUCGGACAGCCUAAAAAACACUCCUACAAUCAUUACGAACACGGUUAAAACCUCUUUCCUGAUCAGCCUAAUUCCCAUAACAAUUUACAUCUACUCAGGAACAGAGAGCCUAGUUUCCCUCUGAGAAUGAAAAUUUAUCAUAAACUUCAAAAUCCCAAUCAGCCUAAAAAUAGACUUCUACUCACUUACCUUCUUUCCAAUCGCACUGUUCGUAUCAUGAUCCAUCCUACAAUUUGCAACCUGAUACAUAGCUUCAGACCCUUUUAUCACAAAAUUCUUCACCUACCUCCUAUUCUUCCUAAUCGCCAUGCUAAUCCUAAUCAUUGCCAAUAACCUAUUCGUCCUGUUCAUCGGCUGAGAAGGGGUAGGAAUUAUAUCAUUCCUACUAAUUAGCUGAUGACACGGACGGGCGGAGGCUAACACUGCAGCUCUCCAAGCCGUACUUUACAAUCGAGUUGGAGAUGUAGGCCUAAUCCUAUGCAUAGCAUGACUAGCAUCCACUAUAAACACUUGAGAGAUCCACCAACUCUCCUCCACAUCCCAAACACCUACCCUCCCCCUCUUAGGCCUCAUUCUAGCUGCAACAGGCAAAUCCGCCCAAUUUGGCCUGCAUCCGUGACUACCAGCUGCCAUAGAAGGACCGACCCCCGUAUCUGCCCUACUACACUCCAGCACAAUGGUCGUAGCCGGAAUUUUUUUACUCAUCCGAACUAACCCUCUAUUCAACAACAACCAAACUGCCUUAACCCUAUGCUUAUGCCUAGGAGCCCUAACCACACUAUUUGCAGCCACAUGUGCUCUCACCCAAAAUGACAUCAAAAAAAUUAUCGCAUUCUCCACUUCAAGCCAAUUAGGACUAAUAAUAGUUACAAUCGGACUAAACCUCCCCGAACUAGCCUUCCUUCAUAUCUCAACCCAUGCAUUUUUCAAGGCCAUACUCUUCCUAUGCUCAGGCUCUAUCAUCCACAGCUUAAACGGUGAACAAGAUAUCCGAAAAAUAGGCGGGCUCCAAAAAAUACUACCUACAACUACUUCAUGCUUAACCAUCGGAAACCUAGCCCUAAUAGGAACACCAUUCCUAGCAGGAUUCUACUCAAAAGACCAAAUCAUUGAAAGCUUAAGCACAUCAUAUCUAAACGCCUGAGCUCUCCUACUAACCCUCCUAGCUACAUCAUUCACCGCAGUAUACACAAUCCGCAUAACCGUACUAGUACAGAGCGGCUUCGUCCGAAUUCCGCCCCUAACCCCAAUCAAUGAAAACAACCCCGCAGUGACCUCACCCAUCACUCGCCUCGCACUAGGCAGCAUUACUGCAGGAUUCCUCAUUACCUCAUACAUCAUCCCUACAAAAACUCCAUCAAUAACUAUGCCCUUAUCUAUUAAAAUAACAGCCCUCACAGUAACAGCCCUAGGAAUUGCUAUAGCCCUAGAAAUCUCAAAAACAACUCAAAUACACAUCCUAACAAAGCAAACCCCUCUCUCAAAUUUCUCUACCUCCCUAGGAUACUUCAACCCCCUAACCCACCGCCUCACCACAACUAACCUACUAAGCGGAGGACAAAAAAUCGCUUCCCACCUGAUAGACCUAUCCUGAUACAAAAUACUAGGCCCAGAAGGACUGGCCAACCUACAACUGACAGCAUCCAAAACCUUCACUACCCUUCACUCCGGCCUAAUCAAGGCCUACCUAGGAUCAUUUGCUCUAUCUAUUCUCAUCAUUCUCAUAUCCACAUACAGA
Molecule: messenger RNA, 1818 nt
Organism: Pyrgilauda ruficollis (rufous-necked snowfinch)
Lineage: Eukaryota; Metazoa; Chordata; Aves; Passeriformes; Passeridae
Source: the annotation of a RefSeq genome assembly